AUGGAGUUUCCUCAGCAUUCCCAGCAGCUGCUGUCAGCUCUGCGGUCUCAGCGUCAGCGGGGCUUCCUCUGUGACUGUACCGUCCUGGUGGGCUCAUCCCGUUUCCUGGCUCACCGGGCUGUUUUGGCCUCCUGCUCGCCUUUCUUCCACAUGUUUUACUCAGACUCUCCAGGAGGAAACAGCGCCAGCAGCUCUGUCACACUUGACAAUGACAUUGUCACAUCUGCUGCAUUUGGCUUGCUCUUGGACUUUGUCUAUGAAGGUGUGCUGCAGCUGGAAGAGUCUCCUCCAGUGGAGGACAUAUUGGCAGCUGCUAGCUUUCUUCAUAUGAACGAGGUGGUGAGAGUGUGCAAGAGGAGACUGCAGAGACGAGGGCCCGUGGCUGAGGCUGACAGCACACGCUCUGAAGAGAGCGCUGGUUUGAGGAAGGCAAUAGGAAUGGAAAGGGAAGGUAGAGGCGAUGGUGGAGCUGACCCUAUGGUGGCAAUGGCUGGAGAUCAGUCAAAUCCAGCCGUAGCAACGCCACUGUUAUCAGUUUCAAUAGAGAGGAGGCAGGUGGAGUCUGUGAAGUCUGAGCAGAGGACUUGUGGGGCGUCAUCAGAGGUACGAGUUCAGACUCCUCUGAGCCCUGACCUCGCUGAUACCACCCAGCCAGGCAUGGACAUCCAUCCUCUGGCUCCAGGCAGAGAACACGUGCAGGGCCUCAUCGUAGGUCAGUCUACUCCUGCCUCUGGAGGUCAUGCCCGGCUGGGGACUCGGGGUCAGGAAGAUGGGUCAGCGCUCUGCAGCCCCUGUAGCACCACUGAGAUGUACAGCCAAAGCAGUAACCAGCAGCCCUCUUCCUCAUCUUCUUCCUCUCGGUUCCUGGUGAGCCAGGCUGGUGGUCGGCCUGUGGUUUCUCAUCCCCAGUUAGAAUCCAGCCUCUCCCCAAGUGCACAUCUGGAUGAACCCCAACUGCUCCGUGAUGACUCUGUUCAAGAACUCCCAGAAACUGACCACAGAGGUGCAACAGGCAGAGGACAACAGAUGGUCGUGUUAAUCCAAGCAUCAACUCUAAACUCAGAUUUACAAACAAACCCAACACACUCCGCACCCCAGCAUGCACCUUCCCAAAUCCGAAUUCAGAGCGCUGUAUCGCUCCAACGCCAGAGUUCAAACUUUCACAAUGCUCCUCAGACACAAACGCUUAAGGGAACUGUGGGGAACACUGCACCUCCACCUACCACGAGAAAUGAAAGAUCUCGCCCUCUUAUGGGCAGAGUGAAGACAGGCAAUGAUCGAGAGAAUGUGAAAGUCAAAAUGGAGGCUAUUGUAAUAUCUGACGAAGAGCUAGAGGACGAGAAAGAGGACAACAGAGAGCAAGAGCCAGUGAUGGAAGUGGACGACGAGUUUGACGACGACAUUCAGGAAGAUGAGCUAAACAGCCCUCAGUUUCUUUCUUCCCACUCACAGGGGCUCUUACAAAUGACCUCCCAUUCAAAUGACUACUCCUUCCCUCUCUCUCCCUCCUCCUCCUCCUCCGGAGCCGGACCUUCCUCGCAGGACACUUCCUCCUUCGCCGCCUCCCUCAUUCCUCCAUCCACAUCUCAACAGCAUUCAGACGCUCCAGCCUACUUCCAGGACUUCCAGGACUCAGUGGGGAACUUUGUAGAGGACGUCCCGACAUGUGGGGUCUGUGGAAAGACUUUCUCUUGCACAUACACUCUAAGGCGCCACGCCAUCGUACACACCCGCGAACGUCCAUAUGAGUGCCGCUACUGCUACCGAAGCUACACACAAUCAGGCGACUUGUACCGACACAUUCGCAAAGCUCAUGACCACACUCUGCCCGCCAAACGCAGCAAGGCAGACACAGAGCCCUCCCUGCCACCACAACCACCUCCACCACCUCUCAGCUAACGCACCAACAGACUCACUGUUCAUUUCUGUACUUUAACACACAUUCAUGAACUUUAAACAAGCUCUGGUUCCACCUUUUAAAUCUAAAUUGAGUAGGACUACAAAAUAUUUAACUAUCGUCAAAUAUAUAAAGGUACCUGAAAAAUGUCACUGUUAAGAAGCUGUAGGAGCUUUUUUCUUUUUUUAAAUGAGUCAAAACAGUGAAGUAAUUAGUAAUUAUUUCAACAGUUACAGACUGAUUGUUGCAGCUCCACCGAGUUUCCUUUAAGCAGUUGUGGUCAACGUUGUUUACUGUCUUUGAAACAUUUUAAUUGUAUCCACAGGUCUUUAUCAAUGUUUGUUUUGUGAAAUUAAUACAUUUACAGUCAUGA
This is a messenger RNA of Stegastes partitus (bicolor damselfish), 2270 nucleotides long. It is a transcript of the gene zbtb3, whose product is annotated as zinc finger and BTB domain containing 3. The record is from RefSeq and is a predicted model, not a curated record. The coding region runs from base 1 to 1899 and encodes 632 amino acids. Gene Ontology annotation, molecular function: RNA polymerase II cis-regulatory region sequence-specific DNA binding; DNA-binding transcription factor activity, RNA polymerase II-specific; protein binding. NCBI's taxonomy places the organism in Eukaryota, Metazoa, Chordata, Actinopteri, Pomacentridae. The transcript has 2 exons. Gene Ontology annotation, biological process: regulation of transcription by RNA polymerase II.